Caenorhabditis sp. 36 PRJEB53466 is the source of this 1083-nucleotide messenger RNA. The record is from the annotation of a GenBank genome assembly. Lineage: Eukaryota; Metazoa; Nematoda; Chromadorea; Rhabditida; Rhabditidae.
AUGACCAAACUUCUCAGUUAUGCAAUAUUAGCGCUCACUAUAAUCGCCUUCUUACUCACAGCCGCUGCAUUAUGCACACCAUCCUGGCAGGUACAUACAAAUGUUUCAAUUUUAUUAUUAUCCUUUCUAUGUAUAUGCUCUUGCUCUCUCAGGUGGUGUACGCUCGCGAAAUCCGACAAUGGGUGCAAAGCGGAUUAUGGUUAUCAUGUCAAACAAGGUAUUUGUGUAAUUGAACUAUGCGUCACAAAACAAAACCAUUUUCAGACCCAAUGGCAUGUACAGUUGUACAUACACGUUCUCGCACGACGACUUUGACACAUAUUUCAGCGACGAAGUAUCUGGUUUUAGAACGCCCGCGUUUUAUCGUAAGUUUUUAAGUCAAAUGCCAUGGAAAAAGAUAUUUUAAGCAUGGCAGCGAACACUUUUCCACGUGUACCUGAUAUCACAGACGUUCGCAAUGCUGUCGAUGAUCAGUUUCUGCGUAUCGGUCUCUCAUAGUGAAUCCCGCUUGCCAAACAUUUUGCGAAUGCUGUUUCUGGUUUUGGCAGGUUAGUUUUUAAAAAUUGAAAGCCAAAAACUUCUUGACCUUGACUUGAGAAUAAUUUUGCAGCAUUCAUCGCAUUCGGCUGCCUCAUUGCGUUUGCCGUCUAUUCUUACAUGGUCGAGUACAGAUUCUUCCAUGUUUCUGUUAGUGGCAUUUAUGAAGUUUGUACAUACACGAAUACUGUGUAAAAAAGUUUUGUUUCAUAACACAUCUUCAGAAACACCGUGGCUAUUCCUGGUACAUUGCCCUAACCGGAGCGUUCGUUUAUCUGAUCGCUAUUGUACUUUCCGCCAUAAAUGUGUUCUUGCAAGCGCGAACGAAUCCGUCAAUGUCCCGACAGAACAUCAACUCGUCUCUGGUUAGUUCCUGCAUGCAAAAAAUCACUAACCCCUAUCCUAAUUGGAAUCCUUUUACAGCAAAGUGACUUUUUCGAGUACCAAUACCAUCCGAACCGGUCGAUGGAAUCAUUUGAAGACCGUUUCGCGAUGAGAACACUUCCGCCGAUUCCACGGACUGAAAAGAAAACGACCGUCUUCUAA